CAACAGAGCUAGACUCCGUCUCAAAAAAAAAAAAAUUAAGCACAACUCUGCAAUUCCACCCUUACACCUGCCCCACCCCAGCCUCUGCAUCCGCAUCAGCAAAUGCAUCAAGUCAAUGCAGAAAAUGACCAUAUAUGUGAAAGAAAAAGGAAGGGUUCAGAUAACACUGCUAUAAUCUCAGCUUCUGAGCUAGGAAGUUAAGAAGAACAACUUUCUGAUAACCAACUUUUCAAACCUGUAAACAUAAGCCCAGAUCAGCAAAGUGAUGCAAUUUGAGGUCUCAGUGAAUUUUCUUUGGGACUUAGCUCCACCAAGAUUGCUUUAUCUCCAAGUUCUGACCCAGUAGUUAGAGAAUAUACUUUGCCAUCAUUGCUGGGUACCAAAGGACCAAGAAAUAGGUGGGAUAAUUCAUUUCUGCUUGUCUCUAAUUAGAGACUGUCAGGGAGUCUAGUCCCAGUGGCUAUGGAAGCUACCGUAAAUACCCGUUUGUGAUUCUCCCAAACAUCCUGCACAGAGGGAUACGGCCAUGAACAUCUGCUCUUCACUUGCUCAGGACUUGCCUGUAUUUCUAAGACUUUGCCAUCCUUAGAAUAAUUAGGAGCAUUAACUAAGUUCUUUCAAGGUAAGAUUAUAACAGCAGAUAUAUAUGACUAAUGACUGGAGUUCUUUGAGAGAGCGCCUUUUCUAAAUAUGCCACAUCCAGGGAGAAAUAAUAAGAGUCCUGAAUCCAUCAGCUGGAGCUUGACACAGACAUAGUAAUAAUCAGCUCUUUUGCCUCUCUGUGAGUGCCUAGGGGGUGGGAGAAGCCUGGAAAUAUUAAAAGAGACCUGCAUAGUCGCACAGGAGGGCUGUGUAUGGGUCUGCAUGUUGUUUUGUGUUAUAUUUUAUAAAAUUGAAAGAGUGAGUAUAGGAGGACCCACAUCAUCCAGGACUGGACAUUGGAAGUUGGGGGUGUAGGGACGAGGGGCAGAUCCUAACUGAGUGACCCUAAUACAGGUUUGUUAACAUGGCCAUGGUUGAAGCUUGACUUGUUGCGUCUGGAGCCUCAGCUUCUACAUUGCUGAUCUCUGUCUGUCUUAUCUGCAUCUGGGAUCAGGCCCAUGAGCAGGACAAACCAGUCGAGCGUCUCUGAGUUCCUCCUCCUGGGACUCUCCAGGCAGCCCCAGCAGCAGCAUCUCCUCUUCAUGCUUUUCCUGAGCAUGUACCUGGCCACCGUCCUGGGGAACCUGCUCAUCCUGGCCGUCAGCACAGACUCCCGCCUGCACACCCCCAUAUACUUCUUCCUCAGCAACCUGUCCUUCGUGGACGUCUGCUUCUCCUCCACCACCGUCCCCAAGAUGCUGGCCAAUCACAUACUUGGGACUCAGACCAUCUCCUUCUCUAGCUGUCUCAUGCAGAUGUGUUUUCUCUGUAUGUUUUCUGACAUGAACAAUUUCCUCCUGGCUGUGAUGGCCUAUGACCGCUUUGUCACUGUGUGCCACCCCUUCCAUUACGCAGCAAAGAUGACCCAUCAGCUCUGUGCCCUGCUGGUCACUGGAUCACGGGUGGUUACCAACUUGAAUGCUCUGCUGCACACCCUGCUGAUGGCUCGACUCUCAUUCUGUGCAGACAACACCAUCCCCCACAUCUUCUGUGAUGUGACUCCCCUCCUGAAACUCUCCUGUUCAGACACACACCUCAAUGAGGUGAUGAUUCUUACUGAGACUGCGGUAGUCAUGAUCACCCCAUUUCUUUGCAUCCUGGCUUCCUAUAUGCACAUCGCCUGUGCCUUCUUGAGGGUCCUAUCCAUGAAGGGAAGAUGGAAAGCCUUUUCCACCUGUGGCUCCCACCUGGCUGUGGUUCUCCUCUUCUGUGGUACCAUCAUAUCUCUGUAUUUCAGCCCUUCAUCCUCCCACUCAGCUCAGAGAGAUAUAGCAGCUGCUGUGAUGUUCACAGUGGUGACUGCCAUGAUGAAUCCUUUUAUCUACAGCCUGAGGAACAAGGACAUAAAAGGGGCUCUUGUAAAAGUGAUUGCUGUGAAAUUCUUUUCUGUUCAAUAAUUAUAUGGACUAAGAAAUUCCUAGAAGGAGCUAA
This is a messenger RNA of Macaca mulatta (Rhesus monkey), 2073 nucleotides long. RefSeq names its product putative olfactory receptor 1F2. NCBI's taxonomy places the organism in Eukaryota, Metazoa, Chordata, Mammalia, Primates, Cercopithecidae. Gene Ontology annotation, biological process: G protein-coupled receptor signaling pathway. Gene Ontology annotation, cellular component: membrane. The record is from RefSeq and is a predicted model, not a curated record. Gene Ontology annotation, molecular function: G protein-coupled receptor activity; olfactory receptor activity.